Molecule: messenger RNA, 378 nt
Organism: Helobdella robusta
Lineage: Eukaryota; Metazoa; Annelida; Clitellata; Rhynchobdellida; Glossiphoniidae
Exons: 3
Molecular function (GO): calcium ion binding
Source: RefSeq, a predicted model, not a curated record
AUGGGUAACGAUAAUACGAAGAUUAAAAAAAGUGAGUUUAGCGACAUCUUGCAGGGCGUUCGCUACACACCCGAAGAAAUAUCGAAGAUCCAUAAAAGCUUUCUACUCAACUUUCCCAAAGGCAAGAUAUCCCGUCUUAAUUUUCUGACGACGUAUUCAAAGAUGUUUGAGAACUACGCUGAAGCUCAGGAAUUCACCGAUCACAUGUUCAGAGCCUACGAUGAAAACAAAGACGGUGAGAUCAGUUUCAAAGAAUUUCUGAUAACCCUGAACACCAAAAACAAAGGGACCAAGGAAGAUAAGUUGAGAUGGGCGUUCAGGAUGUAUGACGUUGAUGGCAAUAAGCAAAUUUCUCACGCUGAGAUUAUUGAAAUUUUG